CACACACACAAACACAGACACUUACAGCCUCUUGAAGAGCUGCGGCAAUUAGCGCUAUGAACUCACAGAAGGGCGAUCCACUGCUGCAGGUGGCCAAAUGCGAGAUGUGCCCCCUGAAGGUGACAAACUUUGUGGUCGGCCUCUGCGAGCGCUGCGUUGCGAUUUGGACGAGCAAGGGGACAUUGGAGACGAUGAACAUAACCAUUGACCAGGUGAGGGCGACGAUUGUCAGCAUGAGCCAUAGCCAGCUGAGACAUCAGAACAUGAGCCUAGUGUUUCGGCGGGUCAUCGAGAAGGAGCACAAACGCCGCAAGCUGAAAGUGGAUCUCUUUCAGAAGCUGCGCGAGAAGUUUCAGGACGGCAUUCUGCUGCCAGAGCUCGAGGCAUGCGAGCAGAGCAAAAUCAAUGUCGUCGACCACAAUUAUGAGUUGAUGCUGCCCGACCAGGACCUGGAACCGCUGCGCAGUCUGCGUAGUAGUAAACGAUAUUGA
Messenger RNA from Drosophila navojoa, 491 nucleotides. RefSeq lists its product as uncharacterized. NCBI's taxonomy places the organism in Eukaryota, Metazoa, Arthropoda, Insecta, Diptera, Drosophilidae. The record is from RefSeq and is a predicted model, not a curated record.